AUGGGCAAGAAGAGCUCCGGCGACCCCAUGCAGGCCUUCCGCAAGGCGGAGAAGGCCAAGCAGCUGAAGAAGAACAAGGCGCAGCGCAAAGAGAACCGCGAGAAGCAGGCUGUCUGGCGUGACACGCGCGACCUCGAGGGUGACAUUGCGCACCUCAAAACCCGUGAGCUCGAUGACGAGGGAAAGCAGCGCCUCGCGACCCUCGAAAACGAGUUCAAGUACGUCAACAAGCUCAAGGAAAAGUAUCUUGCAGAACACCCCGAGGCUCGCGACAAGGUAUACCAUACGCGAGAGCGGCCGCGGGAACAGAGCACGUCGAGACCAGAACCAACCGCACACCUGUACAACCCGGAUGGGACACUACGUGAUCCCAAGCGCAGCAUCUACUACGAUGCGACGUACAACCCCUUCGGCGUACCGCCACCAGGCAUGCCGUAUGCCGAGAGACCGCCAUCCGAGGUAGAGAGUAGCGACGACGACGACGACGACGACGACGAUGAUUCGGACAGCGACAUCGUCAUGCCAGAGGGUCCGCGGCCAGACGACGACAGCGAUGACAGCGAUGACAGCGACGACAGCGACGACAUACCCCUCCCAGCCGGGCCGCCGCCACCUAGACCCGCCGUCCGUCCCUUCCGACCCCCGUUCCGUCCCCCAAUGCGGCCGAUGCGCCCGCCAGCCGCAGGCUGGGGCCACCUCAUGCCCGGAGCACAGCAGCCAGGCGCUCCACCUGUCCGCCCUCCUCCCAUCUCCGUCCGCCCCUCCUCCCUUCCCCCACGUCCCCCCUCUCUCCCCGCUAAGCCUGGCACAGUUCCAGCAGUCGUAUCUGCACCAGCCGCCGGGCCGGCUCCGGGGCCCGCGGCCGCGACGAUCAGCGCCGGCCCCCAACUUCGCGACUUCCGCAAGGAGACGACGGUAUUCGUGCCCCGCGCAGCUAGGAAGCGCGCAGGGCCGGGCGGCGUCACCGUCAACGCUACGCCUGGGGCGGGCGUGGUCGACGCUGACGGGGACCAGGUGCGUGUGCGUGCUGCCCCUAGGUCACGUCUCAUGGAUAAACUGGGGCGUGUGCUGGGCGACGAGGGUAAGAAGGACGAGACGGAGGAGGAGUAUGAGCGCUUCCUUGAGGGAUUGUAG
Cutaneotrichosporon cavernicola is the source of this 1134-nucleotide messenger RNA. RefSeq lists its product as uncharacterized. The coding region runs from base 1 to 1134 and encodes 377 amino acids. NCBI's taxonomy places the organism in Eukaryota, Fungi, Basidiomycota, Tremellomycetes, Trichosporonales, Trichosporonaceae. Gene Ontology annotation, biological process: RNA processing. The record is from RefSeq and is a predicted model, not a curated record. The transcript is spliced from 4 exons.